UAGUCUAGUCCACUGUAGAGAAGCAUCUUAUCAAGUGUUGAGCCUUGUAUAAGAAUAGCUAAAAAGAGUGAGAAAAGUCUCAACUUGCAAUCGUAUAAUUUUAUUGCGAAAUAUCCCGCUUGUGACCUUUAAUCGAACGAUACGCGCGCAUGAAAACAUGGAAAAUCACACCCGAGCACUAUUCAUCGUAGGCCGAAUUUACCAUGAUAGAUGUCGUUGAAAAUUUUCCUCUGCAUAUAUUGUGUAAGAAUCGAUUAGCUAAUUUUUUUUUUUUGCUGCAAGUGCGAACGUGACUUGCGGAGAAAAGUCAUUUUCUUCUCGGUGCAUGAAUGAACAGAAUGAUCUGCGAGAGCUGUAUUUUGCCAUUUUAGUGCAGAAUUGAGGUGGUGAUGUUUUAAUUUACCUGUGAAUUGAUGGAAAAAGUUGCCCCUCUUUGGCCACCGAAUUUUCACAACCCCUCGAGAGCGCCGCAAACACACCCCAGCGGCAUAUGCUGGAAAUAGUGAGCAUAAAAAUUUCAUGCUUUCUGAAGUGCCGAGGAUUCGCAGUUAAAUCAUUUUUUUUUCCCUUCCUCUUGCCUCGAGGCCGAAUAUCAAUUCUAGGAUUUUCGCAGUGUGUGUCACAAAGAAAAGACAUUUGGAAGAGGAAGUUUAAUGUGAUCAAAAAUAAAUUGAUUAUAUCACAAUGUGUAAAUUAGUAAUUGAUAAGAGGAUGAGCUUCCGUUACGUAAUCUGUUGCACUGCAAUUUAAAGAAUUUACCCGCAUGUUUGGGGGUGGGAAAUGAAAAGAACGAAGGAAGUGGUUUCAAUGGUCAAGUGACACUGUGGCUGAAUUCCAUGUGCAGAUUCAAUUGGUAGCAGAAAUCUUUUGAAUGCAGUCCGUGCCAGCAAAUCACCGUGAUUUCAGCGUAAAAAGCUUAAGUUUUAAAUGUAAAAAAGGUGGUAUUCGAGAGCACGUGAAUGGCUCAAUGUGAGUUAUGCAAUAAUACAACGACUGCCACAUUAUUUGACUGCGACAGUGGCGACAUCAAUUGAUGCUCCCCACUUACAGUGCGGUGCCUAUGUUUGUGAUCCCCACCAUAUCGACUGAGUUGGAUGCCGGUGUAGGGCAAAAAGAGAUAAAUAUCCGUGAGUGAGACGAAAAUAGCCGGUUGCGGCUGGCAAGCGCGCUUCCAAGUGCCGGGUAGUGUGUGAAGAAGAGGGACACCAGUGAAGAUAGCCAGUGAAGGAACAGCACAAAUCCACCGUCGCAGGACGACAGCGGACAAUCACAUCAAGGAGGAAAACUCGAGGGAUUUUCCACCAGGCGACAGAGAGUGUGUAGAGGAGUAAGAUGGGAAAGAAGGGGACAAAGAAGAAGACCAAAUGGCAUUCGCUCCCAAUGGAGGACACCGCCAGCACUCCACAGAGUGCAGUUACACAUGGACUCCAUCGAGACCAAACACUAGCGGGAAAGCCGUUCUCAGUGUGGCGUCUGCCACCUACUAAAUCAUCAUCAGUAUCGUCACUGAUGUCCAACGAGACAAAUGCGGAUGGAUCACACAAAGCACAGGCCGAGAUAUCAAGCAAUACGCCGGCCAAUGGGCACUGUAACAACAGUGAUCAUCUGUCUCGUGCGCCGAAUCAUCGCAGACGCAAUUAUCAGGCGAAUUCCUAUCACGGUGCUGGAAGGCACGUCGGCCACAGAGCAUCAUACUUUGCCAACAACAGCAAAAGCGCGUAUUCUAAGCCAACAUUCAAUGAAGAUGAAUACACGCGAAUAACCACACCGCGUCAGGAUGUGCUCUUCAAGAAGGGAUACUUGACGCGCCCCAAGAACAACAUGUCGUCAAUUGCAACAAAUGACUCAAUCGCCACUCCGUCGUCUUCAGGAACAGUCAGUGUCAACUCCAUGGACGAUUCCGCCACACCGAGCACACAAUCCGUCAGUCCGGAGCAUUGCAACAGUGUGUCAGAGGCGUCAGAAGGAGAAUAUCCUUCGAUUGUCUAUCCGGGAUUUUUGGAUCAAAAUGGAAUUUUAUACGUCAACCCCUUCCCAACCUUUGAUCCUUACGUGAAUGGCCAAAUCAUGAUGAUGCCGUACGCUGUGAACAAUAUGGGGUCAAUGGACUUGUACAGCGCACCAAUGACCCCUUAUGAUGCUCCCUGCUCAUCUGUUGACUCUCAAAUAACCUCACCGGACACUGCAAGUCUGCACAAUGAGGAAAUAGGAGCAGAAGCACCACAAGUUGCCGAUGACAGCAAUGAUGCGGCGGCAACGGCGGCGGCGGCGGCGGCAGAGGGUGAAGAUGGAGCCAGAGGCUCUCAUCUCAAUCCCGAUUCGAUUAACUUCUAUCCACAAUUGCUCCCACCUUUCCCCCAACCACCGAAUGCCUUCUUCUACACUCCCUAUCUAAUUGACUCUCCACCGAUGAUGCCCAUCUGCGAUGAUCCCUGCGACCAGGUUCAGGACGAGAGGAUGAAGAGAGAUGGAGUGGAUGAAAAUUUGUCUGGCCUCACGUCUGAGGAUGAGGAGGAGACGUACAACGAAGGGAAAGUCGCAGAUCAUCAGAUUCCACCUGAAUCCCAAACUGACAUUGAGGAUCACCAAGAAAUUCACAAAACACUGCGAAUACCACAAGAGAGUGUGGUGAAGAGUACAUUAAAUGUGGAGGUGAAGGAGUUUCAUCCGAGAAAAUACAGCAGUAUAAAUCAGUGUGAGGAUGAUAAGAAGGAGAUUGAGACGAGUGAAAAUGCAAAGGAUAAGAAGAUUGGCAAGAAAGAGAGCGCGAACAAGAAGAGGCAACAAAAUCAACCGUACAGUCAACUGGUGAACAACAGAAAACUGCUUCAGGAAGCCACAAAGUCUAUUCAGGAACAAAAUAUUGAUCUGCUGAAGAAUAACUCCGCCGCUCAUGCCAACUCAGCGGCGGCCGGAGAGACCAAGUGGCAGACUAUUGUCAAGCCACGAGGCAGGAAGGGCAGAUCGGUGGCGAUUGAAGAUGAGGAGGGCGAUGAAGAUUGCCCUGGUGAUCUGGAAAAGACAGAUGGGCAGGACGAAGUGGAGAAUACAGUGAAAUCCUCUGACACGCCCGUGCAGUUGUCUCCAAUGCAUGGCAAGAGCUCAAAUAAGAAAUCAUCCAAAGGCAAGAAAAAGCUGGUAUCGAAGAAGAACAAGAAGCAGAGGAAUUGCGCGGGUUUUGAAGUGAUUGAGCCAGAUUUUGGGCGCAUUGUCCACAAUAAAAAGACUGAAAUAACUCACCUGAUCGAGAAUGAGCAAGAAGAGGAUUCAGAUGUUGAUGAAAUUGGUGCUAAUGUUAAUGAGAAAGACAGUGAAGUAUUGGAAGACAAUGUUAUUGAUGUUUGUAACGAUGAAGAGUGUCGUGAGCUCGAGUCUGAGCUGCUGCACAUCGAGAGCAUAUUGAUGUUAAAGGAGGAAGAGGAGGAGGAAAUUGAGGAAUCAGGUGAUUGUGAAAUUCUAUGUGACGCAAUGGCAAUAUCCGCAGAGUGUGAAGAAGUGGCAGAAGAUGCUCAUUCUCAGAUUUGUGAUGAUGACGAGAAGACAGAGGAGAAUCCAUGUGAGGUUGCAAUUGAGUAUUCUGGAGGUGAAAUAUUGUGCGAUGAUCAUCACACAGAGAGCGCCGAAGAUGGGGCGCUUGAGGAGUCGCAGGAGGCAGAAGGAGCAGGUGAAGAAGAGGUGCAAGAGGAUUGUGGGGCAGAGAAGGUAUCUCUCCUUGAUAUUGUCACUCAGUGGCUGGAUGAGAAGUAUCGCACGAAUUGCACAGACGAUCUCUUCAGAUUGCCGGACAAUCCUGCUGUUCUGCAGCGACUCUACGAGACCACCUUGGGCGACAUGGGCAGCAGAAGCAGCAGCAGCGAGAGUGACUCCGAAGAGGACACGUGCUUGUUUGACUUGUCCGCCCAGUCGCCUGGUCAGCUGAAGAAUCAGGUGAGUCUCUCGGAGGAUGACUCAAUUGACACGGACAGUGACUAUCAGAGCGAUGGUCAGGCGAAGAAUAAGCGAAUGACAUCGAUUUCAUCAUCAGAAUCGCUUUCACUUGGACAACAAUCGCGUGCUGGAGAGGAUUCUCAGCCCAAAGAGAAAGUGACAGAAGAACUGAUAAAAGGAUCUCCAACAUUAACAGUAACCUCGAUAAAUUCACUUAAUUGUAGCAACUCUGCCAUUAGUGAUAGUACACACGAUACGACGCUUCACGAUAAACCAUACACUAAGUCACCCGUUUUGUGCAUUCUUAUGUAAAGAUAAAGAUUCACUAAAUCUGCAUAAUAAUUAAACAAUUAGUUAUUAGUCAUGUUGAAAAAGGCAAAUAUAAGUGGUUAAGAGAAACCAAAAAUAAAAUUCAAAAUCGUGAAUAGGCAUAAACAAUAAAUAUAGGAAGAAGUUUGGCGGCAAUAAUAACAAUCUAUUCAGCGAAAACGAGAUAUCUUUAAAACAUUUUGUUAAUUAUAUUUAGCCAAAAAAAAAAGUGUAAUCCUAUAUUUUCCCGCGCUUUCUCAAGCCAUAUAUACAUAUAGAGAGUUUAUCCCAUUUUCGGAAUUUCAACAACUCGAUAAACUUAAUAUAUUUACCAUCUUAUCGUAUAGGAAAGCCAACUGGAUUAAUAUAGGAUGAAAUCAUCCUUUCACAUUAAGUGCUACUAGCUUUUAAGGAGAAUAUUGAAGUGAAAAUUAAUUGUUACAGAAAUCAAAUGACAUUUUAAAUACAUCUUUAAAUGAAAAAAAAAUACCA
This is a messenger RNA of Phlebotomus argentipes, 4728 nucleotides long. RefSeq lists its product as uncharacterized. The coding region runs from base 1333 to 4239 and encodes 968 amino acids. Lineage: Eukaryota; Metazoa; Arthropoda; Insecta; Diptera; Psychodidae. The transcript is spliced from 7 exons. The record is from RefSeq and is a predicted model, not a curated record.